This is a messenger RNA of Peronospora matthiolae, 1635 nucleotides long. Lineage: Eukaryota; Oomycota; Peronosporomycetes; Peronosporales; Peronosporaceae. The record is from the annotation of a GenBank genome assembly.
AUGGGCGACGACCGCAAGGGCAUCUACUUUGGCGCCAUUGACGCUAGCGCUAGCGACGGGCAGGCACGUCUUGCCAGUGAUGCGUCCACUGUGACCGCCAGCGGUGAGGUAACCAUCCGUGUGGGUAACGUGAACGUGUCGGACGCCGUGGAGACUGAAGUGCUGGAGUUGUCCGAGAGCAGUCGCGCCGCCCAGGAGAAGCACGCGCAGCUUUUGCGACGCGUUGAAGCAGAGAAGCGCGCGCGGAAUGUCUCAGUGCCUACAGUGGUGGAAGAGGUUAUCCGAAGGUUGCGGCAGCUUGGCGAGCCGGUUACGUUGUUUGGCGAGCGACCAGCGGAUCGUCGCGAACGACUGCGCGAUAUUUUGUCGCGACUGGACGUGGAAGCAGAAGAGAAUGGCUAUGUCCGUCAAGUUUUUGGAGACAUUGAGAAGCAGGAGAUUGCAGCAGACGCUGCUGGCGACGAGAGGGCUGCAGGAGCUGGAGAGACUGCUACUGGUAAACUCUCGAAGGCUCACGAGAGUCAGCUGUUUUAUGUACCGCUUACGAACGAGAAGCUGAAGAAGGUGCGGGCUACUAUUUUUGCGCACGCUUCGAGUGCAACAGAAGCUCGGCUGAAGCGAGAGAGACAGGGGAGGAGUAUGAGUGCGGAAGAGCGAGCCCGGGUUGUAGAUCAGUACGCUGCAGGGCUUUACUCUACGGCACAAAAGAUGGCGAACGUUGCAAGUCAGAACGGUGAUGUGCGUCCAAUUUCGGCCGUGAGGUUUUCAGCUGAUGGUGGACAUGUGGCCACGGGGUCUUGGAGUAGUCUGGUUAAGGUCUGGGAUGCAACGAAUGCUAAUGAGGUCAAGGUCUUUCGUGGACAUGAAGACCGUGUGACUGGAGUGGCGUGGCAUCCGACCAAGACCUUUUCUGAGAUGACGGAUAGCGAAGAUUCCGUCUGUCUGUGCAGUGGCUCAGCUGACGGAACUGCAAGGCUCUGGAGUGCGGGUCGCAAUGAGCCUUUGGCUGUGUUGGAGGGUCAUAAGGCAAGGUUGGGCAAAGUGGCUUUCCAUCCGCUUGGCGACUACGUUGGCACAACAAGUUUUGAUCACACAUGGCGUCUUUGGGACGUUGCUACAGCAAAAGAACUGCUUUUGCAAGAAGGUCAUUACACGGAGGUGUAUGCCAUCGCAUUUCAAAAAGAUGGCGCGUUAGCAGCAACAGGCGACUUGGACGGGAACGGGCGCGUGUGGGAUCUACGGUCUGGUAAGGCCGUAUUGCCCUUGCAAGGACAUUCCAAGCAGAUUUUAUCCAUGGACUUUGCUGCUAACGGUGUACAGAUUGCGUCGGGCAGCGAUGACCGCAGUGUUCGUAUCUGGGACCUAAGACAGCAGAAAUGCUCGUAUAUGAUCCCGGCUCACAGCAAGCUAGUGAGCGACGUCCGCUUCUCACCUGCAUCGAGUGAGCUCUUGCUGAGUGCGUCAUAUGACUCGUCCAUUAAGCUGUGGAGAACGCGUGACUGGAAACUAAUGACAACAAUGCGUGGACAUGACGGCAAGGUCAUGUCGGCUGACUUUGCUCCAGACGAGAAGCAUCUGGUGUCUUGCGGCUCUGAUCGAACUUUCAAGCUAUGGGCCCACGAGAAUGAGUUCUAA